Molecule: messenger RNA, 6623 nt
Organism: Numida meleagris (helmeted guineafowl)
Lineage: Eukaryota; Metazoa; Chordata; Aves; Galliformes; Numididae
Product: complement C4-like
Exons: 42
Coding region: 795-5858 (1687 amino acids)
Biological process (GO): complement activation
Cellular component (GO): extracellular region
Molecular function (GO): endopeptidase inhibitor activity; protein binding
Source: RefSeq, a predicted model, not a curated record
GGUGGCUUGGGCGGUCACAGCUCUGGGGAGCAGCAGCUGUCAUCUCUGCCUCCAGCUUGAGCCCCUCAGUCAUGGUCUAGGGCAGGAUGCCUUCCUCCAGGCUGCCUCAGGCUUGGCAAGGUGCAAUAAAUGGCAAGUAAAUGAACUGGGGCAAAGAGAAGUUAAAUAACUGAAGUGAUGUGUGCUCAGAAUGCCCACAUUUCAGUGUCUCUUCUAUCCAUUUUAUGUCAGGAUGCCACAGUAGCAGCCUGGAGGCUGGACAACACUCCCCAGGGCAACAUUCUCCUUGAGCUGUUCUGCUGGGCUGCCACUCUCCUGGCUCCCCUCCUGCCACUGCUGUGAGCUCUGUGGUCGCUGGUUGGCCUGGAAUGGCCCCAGGCCAGGAGAAAUGCCAGCUCAGUGAGCAUGUGCCCACCAGGGCCAGGGGCUGCUGCCAGCGUCGGGGCCACGUGAGCCUUUCUCCAGAUCCCCAGACAUGUUAAGAGUCUCCUUCAUUUGGUGAAGGUAUGAAGUAAACAUCUAGUCAGGGAAUGAAGGAAUCUGGCUGCUAAACGAAGAGGUGUCUGCAGUAGGCCGCAGUCCAGGGCUCCCCAAAGGGACAACAGAAGGGCAGCUUUAUUCCCAAGUGCCCGUCGGCUGUCACUCCUCUGUGCUCCUGGCACCCCAGCUGGGCGAGGAGACGGCUCUUUGGUCCAUCUGAGCCCUCAGCAUCAGACCUAACUUCAGCCUGCUCCCAAAGCGACCGGGAGGGCUCAAGGUGUGAGGAGCAUCCUGCCUGAUGCUGUAGUUUUACCAUGGAAAGACUGGUAUUUUUGACAAGCCUUUGUUUGCUGCUAACCAGUACGCAGCAAGAACCAUCAUUUCUCAUCACCGCCCCAAAUGUGGUGCAUUUGGGUGCACAGGAGACAGUAACCGUUCAAGUUCAUGGAGCAAAGAGCCCUGUUCAUGUUACUGCAUAUUUCAGAGAUGAGGCGAAAAAUCGGCUUUUAUCAGAUAGGAUCAGCUUUAACCUUAACCAAGAGAACAACUACCAGGAGAUAAAAAAAAUAAUGGUCAAGCCAGGAAGUCUGCAGCAGGAUGCAUUCAAGAAGAGUAAAAGUCCACGUAUUCUCCUUGUCACUGAAAGCAGGCAGCUUCAUAAAGAUGCUGUUAAAAAAAUCAGCAUCCUCCUGUCGUCCAAGAGGGGCUACAUUUUCAUUCAGACUGACAAGCCUAUAUAUACUCCAAAUUCUAAAGUAAGAUACAGGAUCUUCAUUCUGGACAAUGCUAUGAGGCCAGUGGAAGAUACAGUUACAGUUGCUGUGCUUAAUUCAAAGGGAAUGGUGGUUAUGAAGACAGAACGGAAAAUAAAAACAGUGCUCAGUGAAAAUUUUGAAAUACCUGACAUUGCCGAGCCUGGAAUUUGGAAAAUCAGAGCCUGGUUUCAGCAAUAUGAAAUGUCCAAUGCUUCAGCUGAAUUUGAAGUUAAAAAAUAUGAACUUCCAUCUUUUGAAGUCAAACUGAUCCCACUUCAGCCAUACUACUCCAUCUGGGAUGAAAACUUUAUAUUUGAUAUCGAGGCAAUGCACUCUUAUGGAAAAGGGAUUGAAGGUAUUGCAUAUGUACGAUUUGGCAUAAUUGAUGAAACUGAGAAUAAAGUCUUUCUUCCAGGCCUGGAACAACAGCUGUCAAUUCAAAAUGGAAAAGGAAGAGUUACUUUAACUACAUCACUUCUGGAAGAGAAAUUAAAAGCAAGUAUUUCCACUGUGGAAGGAUUUCGUUUAUAUGUAGCGGUUACUGCUGUAGAAACUGCAAGUGGAGAGAUGAGGGAAGAGGAACUCAGCAAUGUGAAGUUUGUGAAAUCUCCUUAUGCUGUUGAUUUGUCUAGCACCAAAAAGUAUUUUGUGCCUGGAGCCCCCUUCUCUGUUGUGGCCUCUGUCACUUUGGUUGAUGGCUCUCCUGCUGCCUCUCUGCCUGUCACUGCUACUAUCACCUUACCUGGAAAGCCCUCCAUGAAAAAGACUGCACUUUCUAACAAUGACGGCUUAAUCCCCCUCACAUUUGACAUCCCUGCAGAUGCCCAGACUCUUCAAAUAAUGGUAAAGGCUGAAGAGGGAAAAGAAAGAUUAGAAUCACCUGAAACCAGUAUCAGAGCUGAAAGAUACCAGUCUGCUACCCGCAACUACCUUAGCAUCAGCAUCCCACAUACUGUCUUGGCACCUGGAGAUACUUUACGAGUCACCUUAAAUGCCAUUCAUCAGUCUGGCAGUGGAAAGAUUGACUACUUCUAUUACAUGGUUAUAGCAAAGGGACAAGCUGAGCUGUUGGGAAGGGUCUCCUCCUCAAACAAAGUAAUAAACCUCAAAAUCACUGAGAAGAUGGUGCCUGCUUUUCGCUUCUUGGCUUACUACUUCAUUGCGAACCAGGGCCGUCAGGAGAUUGUUGCUGAUUCUGUAUGGGUAGAUGUUAUGGAUGUCUGCGAAGGAAAGAUUAAAGUGAGAACAGAACAUGAGAUGUAUGAACCAACAGACAACAUCAAUUUACAGAUUGAAACGGACCAUGCAGGAACUGUUGCCUUAGCUGUGGUUGAUAAAGCAGUAUUUAUUCUGAACAAGAAAAAUAAACUCACAUCCAAAAAAGUAUUUAAGGCAAUGAAUUCAUAUGAUCUUGGAUGUUCUGCAGGCGGUGGUGCAGAUAGUGCUCAAGUUUUUACUGAUGUUGGUCUUGCCUUUUUAUCAGACACAAUUCAAUCCAAUGUUCGGGAAGGGUAUACGUGCCUCCAGGCUACCAGAAGGCAGAAGAGAUCUUUGGAUUUCCGGAAGAAAAUGUUAGGAAUUGUUAGCAAAUAUCAAGAUGCUGGUCUACGGAAAUGCUGUGAAGAUGGAAUGAAGUUAAAUCCCAUGAAGUUUUCAUGUACAAAAAGGUUAACAAGAGUGGCUGGCUCUCCUGAAUGCAGAGAAGCUUUCAAGGCCUGCUGUGAAAGUGCUGUAGCCCUCAGGAAGGAGGAGGCAGCGAAGAGGAGAACCGCAGUGAGCUUAGCACGAAACUAUGAUGAGGAAGAAGAAAUAUUUGAAGAAAUGACUCUCAAUUUGCGCAGUUAUUUUCCUGAAAGCUGGUGGUGGUAUUUAAAAGAAGUGAAAAAUCCUGGAAACCAUAGUGUAACCAACAUUGCUCCUGACUCUAUAACUAGCUGGGAAGUCCAGGCAAUAAGCAUAUCUCCCCAAAAAGGAUUUUGCAUAGCUGACCCCUACACCUUUGAUGUUUUCAAAGACUUUUUUGUGUCCUUGAGAUUACCAUACUCAGUUAAACGACAUGAACAACUGGAAAUAAAAGCAGUGAUUUACAACUAUCUGCCCAAUGAUCUCCAGGUCACAGUGAAAAUGGAUGCGGUGACGGGGCUGUGCACUGCAGAAGCAACAGGGAAGUCAGUGCAGCUGAAACUGGAGGCUAAGGGGAACUCAGCAACACCAGCCUAUUUCUCAGUUGUUCCUCUGAUUGUGGGAGAAAUUCCAAUUACUAUUACUGCUUUGGACUCAAAUUUUGGGCAUAGCGAUAGCAUUAGAAAGAACCUCAAGGUUGUGGCUGAAGGUGUUUUACAAAGAGAAGAACAGACAGUUUGCAUUAAUAGCGACUUAAGAUCCUAUACACUGGAUCUCAGCACACCAUCUGAUAUGGUACCGGGUUCUGAGAGUCACAUGUUUGUUAGCCUGAAAGGAAAUCCUAUGGGUGAUUCUGUUGAAAACUGUCUUAGUCUCAAUGGAACUGAGAAACUCAUUCAAGUGCCGACGGGCUGUGCAGAGCAAACAAUGGUGAAAAUGGCUCCCACAGUCUAUGCUAUUGAGUACUUGGAUGCCAGUGAGCAGUGGAAGAACUUUAAUCCUGAACGAAAGGAUGAAGCCAUUAAGAUGAUUGAAAAAGGUUACACAAGACUGCUUGAAUUUCAGAAGGAUGAUGGUUCUUAUGGAGCCUUUAAAACAACACCCAGUAGUGUUUGGUUAACUGCAUUCAUUGUUAAAGUACUCACAAGGUGCAAAGAAUACAUUAUUGUGGAAGACAGUCACAUACAGAACUCGGUAUCCUACUUGCUUAGUCAACAGCAGGCAGAUGGUUCAUUCCAUGACCAUCAUCCAGUAAUGGACAGGAAAAUGCAGGGCGGCAUUGGGUCAGCAGGAGAAGACUUGGCAUUGACAGCCUUUGUAACUAUAGCACUGCAACAGACUCUACAGGUUUACAAAGAAUCACCUGAUGUGGUACAAGCUGUUAGAAAAUCAGUGGUUUACAUGAAUAAUGAACUUCCUGGAAAUUCUGACUGCUAUUCUACAGCUGUUGCUGCUUAUGCUCUGACGCUUGUUCAGCCUGACAGUUCUCAGUCCCAGAGUGCAAAAGAAAAAUUAAGGAGCUGUUCUGUUUUAGAUACAGUAAAGCAGCAGCGCUACUGGGGAAAUGGCAACAAUGCAGUCUCAGUGGAAACCACUGCCUAUGCUUUGCUUCAAACAUUGCUCUUGGAAGAUAUGGAGUAUGCAGUACCUAUUGUUACGUGGCUAACAGAAAGAAAGAAUUACGGUGGAGGAUUCUGCUCUACACAGGACACAGUUGUGGCCCUGGAAGCAAUGUCAGCAUACAGCAUAAAGACACUGAAUACUGUUCCCACCAACUUGACUGUAAGAAUAGGAGCACCUGGAAGGCGAGAAGACUACACUAUCAUUUUGACCGAUACUAAUGAAGGGAUUCAGAAGAUGCUAGAGUUCGAUCCUGGGAGAAAACUUGAAGUGUCUGUACAAGGCAAAGGAAAUGGGACAAUGAGUAUAUUAAAAAUGUACUGGUCACCUGAGCUGAAAAACAAUCCAUGUAAUGACCUGAUUUUGACAGUGGAAGUGCAAGGGAAGAUUAAGUAUUCUGAAACUGUAUACUCUGAGGAACACUAUGAUUAUGAAGAUUAUCCUACUUCAGUCUCCAGUGAUUCUGAAACCCUGUCUAGAAUGGACUGGUUUGAUAUCCGCAGCAGAAGGAAAAGGGAUGUGAUCUCGCCCAGUAAAACAGAAUCUCUGCAGUACAAAAUCUGUGUCAGGUCCACGGGUUCCAACCCACCAAAGAUGUCCCUGGUCGAUCUCUCUCUGCUGAGUGGCUUGGAGCCUGACACAAAUGAUCUUGAACAGUUGGUAAUGUCUUCAGAUCAAUAUAUUCAGCACUUUGAGUACAAGGAAGGAAAGGUUCUGCUCUACUUUGGUGAGCUCACAAGUGGACCAGAGCCAGACUGUAUAAUAUUUGGGGCAAAGCAAAUUAAUCCAAUGGGCUUGGUUCAGCCAGCAAAUGCCAUCUUGUAUGAUUUUUACAGCCCAGACAGAAAGUGCAGUGUCUUCUACAGUGCUCCCCAGCACAGCGCCAUGCUUGCCAAGGUGUGCCACGCUGAAGUUUGCCAGUGUGCAGAAGGUCCUUGCCCAAGACAAAAAUCAACUUUCAGUAAAAACCUGAACGAAAACUCACGCUUUAAUUUUGUGUGCUAUGAGCCUAUUGCAGAUUAUGUCUAUGAAGUGGAGCUCCUCAACAGUACACAGAAGAAUGUUUUUGAUUACUAUGAGGUCAAAAUCCGGAGAAUCCUUAAAUUCACUGCUGAUGAAACCGUCCAAGUAGGAGACCAUCGACAGUUCCUAAAGCGCUCUAGUUGCACGCUAAGCAUGGCAAUUGGCAAACAGUACCUUCUCAUGGGGAAAGAUGGGCAAACCGUUGAUUGCAACAACAAGAUGCAGUACUUCCUUGACUCGCAAGCCUGGGUGGAGAAAAUUCCAGAAGACAGGGAGUGCCGCACCACCCGUAACCGGCAAGCCUGUGCUUACCUGCAGGGCUUCCUGAACAAGUCUGACAACCUCUGCCUUUUCUGAAAGGUUGCUUUGCUCCUCGCGUCCUACCUGUGUUACUGCAACUCCGCUCCUGCCUGAUUUUUUCUUGCAAAUCCUGUACAUCAGAGAGGCACCUGAGACACUGCAGAGCUGCUUCCAUUGCUGUCUGUUUUUCUUUGAGUGGUGUACUUGCUGAACGGGAUAUCUUCCUGUAGAUGUACAUGUGGGGGCGGUAUGGUAAAAACUGCAGUUAUUGUGUCUACUUAUUGUGUUUACUGUCCCCUAUGCUGGUGAAGAGGGAGCAGAAAUUUCUGUCUCCCUGACCCAUUACUGAAUGGUGUAAUUAUACUGGAGGGGAUCAAAUGAAAAAGGUUUUUUUUUUUAAUAUAAUAUUGUGCUUGCAGAGCUGGUUGAUUCCCUCAGUCUCUGUCAAUGGAUAUGAAGGAGACCAAGAAAUUUGCAUGGGUCAGAAAGAAGACUGGGCAUUCGUGGGCUUACCAAGUACAGCUUGCUGCUGAAAUAAAAGAUAUUAGCACUCACGCUUCAGCACAUUGUUUCUGUGAGACCUCAUAUGGGGAAACAAAUGAACCCACUUGUACUCACACUAGGAUUCCCAUCCACAGUUUUGAAACUGGAACUGGCUCAGCAUCAGGGGUGGACAACUGGUCUGGAUGUACCUGACCCCAGAGUGGGUCUGUUACUUAGUGCUGUUAGUGCCAGUAUCUUGCUGAGGGCACAGAGUUGUUUUCCGACUGUACUCUGUUGUCACAUAUCUUUCAAGCUUUUCUUUUCCAUAGUUUAGUUAAU